Messenger RNA from Alternaria conjuncta, 840 nucleotides. RefSeq lists its product as uncharacterized. The transcript is spliced from 3 exons. The record is from RefSeq and is a predicted model, not a curated record. NCBI's taxonomy places the organism in Eukaryota, Fungi, Ascomycota, Dothideomycetes, Pleosporales, Pleosporaceae. The coding region runs from base 1 to 840 and encodes 279 amino acids.
AUGAGUUCCGGAAGCGAGGCCACCGUGAUAAAUCCAGAGAACGAGCCCGCCACGCCCCCAGCGCAAGAAUUUGCGUUGAACCUCAGACACCCCGUUCAAAAGGAUGCGGUGCAAUACGACUAUUCCAAAGACCUACAGACGUGGGUAAUGGGCCUCAUAGCUAUUGUCGAGGUCGAAGAGAUCGAUUCUCUCAGUCGAAUCGGAUCCGUGGAUAAGGCUGACCUCUCUGCCCAAGUUGAGUUGAGUGACGAGGCUUCAAUCUGUAGCGAUACCGACUCCUGGAACGAGCCAGCGUUUUAUCACUACGAGGUCGAAUGGAAGCACGAAGAGGAAGCCUCCAGCUACGGCGCUGAUAUAUGUGACGAAGCCGAGACCAUCGUUUCCACAGGCGACGAAACGGACUUCAAGGACCGCGUUGCAACGGGUAUCAUAGUAAAAGCUGUGUACGAAAAGGGUGAUAGCGAUAUGACGCACAUCUCCAACGCUGCCUGCCUCAACACCGAAGGCCCCAGUGUCGAUCGAUUUGACGUGGCGAAAACAAUACUGAGAGCUAUCAUCAAGAAGGCGUUGCUGUUCACCAUUCCAGACCGUGUCGGUUCCCAGGUGGACUACCAAACUUACGUUUGCCGUUUGCGUGUUCCGCUCCAGGUUAUCAUGGGACCAAGAAAGACUCGAGACAGAGAUGAUGAAAUUGGACAAUCGCGAAGACCACGCUUCGUUCUCCACCCUCAAACCAUACUCGAUACCAAUGAAGAGGACGAAGAGAUAUGCAAGCUCAAGGCGUGGGAGCAUGAUGCUCUUGGGUUGGAGGAGUACGAAACAGUGCGAACCCAAGAAUAA